This is a messenger RNA of Siniperca chuatsi (mandarin fish), 10295 nucleotides long. Its product is annotated as apolipoprotein B-100-like. Gene Ontology annotation, molecular function: low-density lipoprotein particle receptor binding; cholesterol transfer activity. Gene Ontology annotation, biological process: cholesterol transport; lipoprotein transport; cholesterol homeostasis. Lineage: Eukaryota; Metazoa; Chordata; Actinopteri; Centrarchiformes; Sinipercidae. The transcript has 26 exons. Gene Ontology annotation, cellular component: mature chylomicron; low-density lipoprotein particle; very-low-density lipoprotein particle. The record is from RefSeq and is a predicted model, not a curated record. Bases 104 to 10018 code for a protein of 3304 amino acids.
AAGAUUGGACUAUAAAAGCCAAAGGGCCAAAGCACAUGAGUCUUCACUGAAAGAGGAGGGCUCUUCUUACCUUAAGGCUUUCAGGAGCUUUACUAAGCCCAUCAUGGGGGGUACCAAGCUCUGCCUUUUGCUGCUGCUGGGCACAUACACACUAGCCCAGCAAGAUGUGGGAAGUGUUGAGGAACAAUCUCCAGUUUGCUUUUUGGCCAAAAAAUUCAAGAACUUCAGGCGGUUUGUGUACGACUAUGAAGCUGAGACCUUUAACGGCGUGAAUGGAGCUACCGACAACAAGAGCGGCCCUAAAGUCUCCUGCAAAGUUGAGGUCGAUGUGCCCCAGACCUGUAGCUUCAUCCUGCACACAACAGAGUGCUCUCUGAGCGAGAUCUCUGGUGUGGAUGCAGAGGGGAACCCACUGUAUCGUCCUGCUGCUGGAGAUCAGGCUUUCAAAGCUGCCAUGGCAAAGAACCCCUUGAAGAUCACAGUUGAAGGACAGAUUCAUGUCAAACUCUACCCUGAGGAUGAUGAGCCUGUCAACAUCCUGAACAUCAAGAGGGGAAUUGUCUCUGCUCUCAUCGUGCCAGUAAUGGAAGAGGAGAUGAACCAAAAAAUGUCCACCGUGCAUGGAGUGUGCUCCACCGACGUCACCGUCAACACCAGGGAGGACAUUGCCACUGAUGUGACUGUCAGCAGGGAUCUUUCCAAAUGUGACUGGUUCUUUGCCCGCAGGCAGGACACCAGUCCCCUGGCCCUCAUCUCUGGCAUGCACUACCCUCUGUCCAAGAUGAUUAGCAGCACCCAGACUUGCAACUACAAGUUUGACAACCAGAAAAAGCACAUGACCAGUGGAAGCUGCACAGAGAAACACAUCUUCCUGCCCCUCUCCCACCAGAAUGAAUAUGGAAUUUCUGCUACGGUGAAGCAGACUAUGACUCUGAGGGAGACCGCCAAGAUCAAUGACAGAAUCUUUGACCGCAAUGAGGACAACCUCAGGUACUUGUCCUUGGAUGUUGCUGACGACAAGUCCCCUGUGCAGACCAAGGAUGCUGCCAUUGCCACAAUGCAGCAGCUGAACACCCUGUCACAGACCACUGAGGGCGAGGAGCGCGCCAGCCUCUUCCGCAAGCUGGUGUCUGAGCUGCGUGGCCUGAAGGUUGAUGUCCUGGGAUCUGCUACUGUUGAGAUGAUGGACAUGUCCAGUGCUCUGACAUGGCAAGCUCUGGCUCAGUGUGGCACCCCAGAGUGCACCAGUGCCAUGCUAAAGGUUCUCAGGACCUUUGACGAUGCUGCUCUUGAGGUUGAUGCUGCUGUCUACGCCCUGGGACUGCUGCCUAACCCCUCCCGCCUCAUGGUAAAGGACAUGCUGGCAAUGGCUCAGUACAAGCAGAGCAAACCUAUCAUGUAUGCCCUGAGCAAUGCAGUCAGGAAACUGCACCACGCUGAGGGCGUCACCCCCGAGAUCACUGCUGUAUCUGAGUUCAUGGCUUCCCUUCUCGGCGCAGACUGCGCUGGGGAGAAAGAUCUGACCUUCCUGACCUUGAGGGUUCUUGGUAACAUGGGAGAUGCAAUGGAGGCUGCUGACCCUGCUGUGAAGACCAUCCUGCUGAAGUGCAUGAGACAGCCUGCAACCACACUGUCUGUGCAGCUGGCUGCCAUCCAGGCUUUCAGACGUAUGUCUGUGACAGAUGAGGUUCGCUCUAACCUCCAGAGGGUCAGCCAGUACCCCAAGGGUGCUGUGCAGAAGCGUCUGGCAGCUUACCUGAUCCUGAUGAGGAAUCCCCAGGACAGUGACAUUGAGAUUGUGAAGAAGCUGCUUAAGCAGGAGCAGAACAUGCAGAUGAAGGCCUUUGUGACCUCCCACGUCUACAAUAUCAUCUCCUCCACUGAUUCAGAGACCCAGAAGCUCGGUAAGAAAAUAAUGGAUGCCCUGCAGGACACUGACAUCACCACACACAGCGACUACGCAACAAAGUCUCGCAACUACAAGCUGGGUAUGGCACAUGAGAGCAUGCUGGCCAACAUUCAUGGCAACAUUGUCUUUGAUCCAAGUAGCCAGUUGCCAAGGGAGGUAUUGCUGGAAACUACCCUGAAAGCUUUUGGUUUCAACAUGGACAUUUGGGAGGUUGGCAUGGAAGGAAGGGGCUUCGAGCCAACCAUUGAUGCUCUGUUUGGAAAGAACGGGUUCUUCCCUGACACUGUGUCCAAGGCUCUGUACUGGGCUGAAGACAAGAUGCCACCAAAGAUCAAAGAAGUUCUGGAGAAAUGGGUUGCUCCCCUGAAAUCAGAAGGACAGAAGGUUCCGGAAAAUCUUGUGAGAGAAAUUGUUCGCAACUUCAACAAGCUGGUUAAAGAUCUGCAGAGUCAAGAGUCCCCAGAGGCCAUGGCCUACCUGAGGAUCAUGGGAGCUGAGCUUGGCUUCAUCAAGGGCAACGAACUGAAGUCUAUUGCUGAAAACGCAAUGAUGUAUGCAGAGAUUUUCAUGAAGACCAUUCCUGCCUCGGUCGUGGCUAAACUGAUGUCCAGCACUGACAAUGAGAUCUUUGCCCAUUACAUCUUCAUGGACAACAAAUUCGUCAUGCCAACAGCAUCUGGCUUGCCUCUGACAUUUGCUCUGUCUGGCACCUUUACUCCUGGCGCAAAGGGAGGCCUUCGCAUGGCUCCAAACAUGAAGGAGCUGUUGUUCAUGCCCUCUGUUGGAGUUGAGUUUGUGACUCAGAUGGGAGUCCAUGUCCCUGAAUUUGUUGUGUCCACUGUUGAGAUGCACACCAACAUGUACCAUGAGAGUGCGCUCAAUGCCAAGAUCACCAUGGAGGAGAACCAGGUCAAGCUUUCCAUCCCAGCCCCACAGGGCACCACAAAGCUCUUCAGCAUCAGCAACAAAGUGCUGAUUGUGGGCACUGGUCAGGCUGCAAUGAUCCCACACACAGAGGGUGAAUCAAGCUGCAAACCUCUCUUCUCUGGAGUCAGAUACUGCACCAAAACACUUCGUGCUAACACUGGUGAUAAGACUGCUGUUCCUUACUUCCCCCUGAAUGGAGAGACUAAGUUUGCUGUGGACAUCAAGCCUUCUAAAGAGGUCUCUGAGUACACAGCCACCAUUGCCUAUAAACUCCUCAGCGAAGGAAAGGACGGCCGUCAGAAGGUUGAUUCUUUGACGUUGGCCCUCAGAGCUGAGGGUGAUCAACCCACCGAGGCGACAGCCACCAUGAAAUACAACAGGAACAGGAAUGUCUUCACCACCCAAAUCCAGAUACCUGACUUUCAUGUUGAUGCCGGUGUUAAGGUUGGAAUGACCGACAGCAGUGCCAAAGGCAAAUCCAUUAUCCUUGAGAUCUCCAACAAGAACGUGCCCCAGCUCUCUCUGAUUGGCCGUGCCAAGCUUCAGGCCAUGACUGAUGGCAUGCUGCAGGUUCAGCUGUUAGUCCCCUCACUCAAGACUGAUGCCGCCAUCACUGCUACCAUAAGCAAAGCUGAUGGACUCACCAUGCAGAUAAAAAGUGAUGUCAAGCUCCCCGAGACCUCCUCCAUUCAGGCAGUCACAUUCAAAUAUGGUGAAGACCAGGCUGAGGUUCAGCUGAUGUCCAACAUGAAUGCUGAUACUAAGAUCCUGGUGCCUUACACUGAAGCACUCCAGGCCUGGCUCCAGCAGUUAGUGGAGGAUGUCAUGGACCAGCAGGUUGUCAAGACUGACAUGAAACUGCGUCAUGUCUUCAACAAGGCAGUUGAGGCCAGCAAUAUCUGGAUGGACAAGAUCUCAACUGAUGUUCCCUAUGUUGAAACUCUGAGGAAUAGAAUAGCAAGUAUGGAAAUGCCCUCCAUGCCUGAAAACCUAUUCAUGAACCUUGAAAGCACAUUCAAAUACCAGUUCAACCAGGACCGUUUGUCCAUCAGCAUCCCUCUGCCUCUUGGAGGCAAAUCAAAUGAGGAAUUGAGGAUACCUCCAAUGGUCACCUCCCCACGCAUCUCCAUUCCUCAGCUGGGCAUGGAUUUUGCCUCGCAGGAGAUCCAAAUCCCCACUUUUACCAUCCCUUCUGAAUAUGACCUCACCCUGCCUCUGAUGGGAAUGAUGGAAGUGUCUUCCAAGGUCAACAGCAACUAUUAUAACUGGGAGGCAACAGUGUCUGCCGGUAACAACACAGCAGAGUCUCCUAGCUACUUGGCCAAGUUCAGCAUCCUGGCUGACAGUCCAAUCAAACUUCUCUCCUUUUCAACUGAGGGAGCUACAAAAAUCACAGACACAGCAGAGAAAACUAUGAAAUUCACCAUUGCUGGUUCCCUGAACCACAUUCUCAUGAACACAGGUUUUAAUGUGCUGGAAACCAUUGCUGUCACAGACAAUGUAAUGUCAACAGGAAGGUACAACGUGUAUGCCGUCGCCCCUCUGGGUCUGGACACUUCUCUGACUAUUAACACCCAGGUCGUCUUAGGCUCAAACAUGCUAUCUGGAGAUAUCAAAACAGACGGUAGUGUGUCUGUUGGACCCAUGACUGCUAACGCCACCUAUCUCCACACAUUCUCUGUCGAGCCAGCAAAGAAAGAAGCUAAAUUGGAGAGUACACUGGGGGUUAACUCUGAAAUCCUGAAGGUUGCGAACAAGAUCAAGGCAUCAUAUGCAAAUGAGGAACUUCGCAUUGAGUCUAAUACCAACAUCAACAGUAACCCCAUCAAGCACACCACCAAAAUGAGCCUUAGCUACAAGGAUGUCAAGCUUACCAUCCAGUCUGACUCUGUGACCAAGACUGAUGAGCGAAUGCUUCGUAGCCAGAUGGAGUUCUCUGCCUCUGGAGGACAGGCCAGCCUCAGGAUAGAGAAUCAAGCUGAUGACACAGAGAACCGCGCCUACUCUUUGCUCACUGGGUCCAUGAACCCAUCCAGCUUGGAGAUCAAUGCUGAUGCCUCCUUGAACAUCUUUUCAACCCUUGCCUCUCACAAGGCAACCUUGGCCCUGAACACGAAUGGCCUGACCACCAGCUGUACAACAACUGCUCAGCACAGCCCAAUGACCUUUGAGAAUGUUUUCCAUGGUGGAGUUGACGCCUCUGGUGCCACCAUGUCUCUCACCACCAAGGGAGCCAUUAAAGAGAACAAAGCUGAUCUCAAUGUUGAGGGAAAGAUUGCAAGCACAGAAGUGUAUCUCAACGGCAUCCUUAAGGGUAACCUCUUUGACAUCAACACCAGGAACAGAGUGAACCUCAGAGUGAAUGAAGAUGGCUUGAUCCUGUCUAACAACAUAGUUGGGUCUCUCAACGAGAUGAGGACUGAAAAUACCCACUCACUGUCUCUUACGCUGAGGUCUUUUACCCUCCGCUCCAAGACUGACAACUUCCUUGACAAGAGGAACUCCUAUAUGCAUGACAUCACAGUUAACAUGGAGCAGUUUACUGCCUCGGUUAAUGUGAAAAAUGACCUGAAGAUCAUGGAGAUUAACUUUGUGAAUGAUGCCCAGUUCAAGGCAGAGCCCUACAACAUGGAGCUGACUGGAUUAAUGAUGGGAGUCUUCUCAGAGGAAGAGCUCAAGCACACUUAUGAAGUCAAGUUUGUUGACAUGGUCCUCUCUGCAAAGUGCAAUACCAAUGGUAAACUCCUGGGAGCUCACAUGACACAUACCACUGAUAUGGAGGUUGCUGGACUGACCAUGAAGUUCAACAAUGUGGCUAACUUCAACUCACCAUAUCUUCGUGUGGAAAGCACAGUCAAAACUGUUGCUGCACCCUUCACUCUGAACAUUGAUGCCAUUUUCAACUCAAAUGGCGCAGUGUAUCUGUAUGGACAGCAGAGCGGUGAACUAUACAGCAGAUUCCUCCUGAAAGCAGAACCCCUGCUGUUCACACAUUCAUUUGAGUACAGGGCCUCAACUACCCAUGAACUGGAAGGCAGACCAACUAUCAAGACCAAUAUGGACAACAAGGUCAACAGCAUGCUGAGCCUCAAAGAGCAAAGUGUCACACUGAAGAUGCAAUCCAAAGUAAAUGAGCACACUUUUCAUCAAGAAAUGAGUGCCUAUAACAAUGCAGAGAGAAUGGGUGUUGAGAUGACAGGAGCGGUCUCAACCGUGGCCAGUCAAGAUUACGCCAUCUCUGGAUUUGUGAAAUAUGACAAGAACAGUGACAGCCACUUCAUCCAGAUCCCAUUCUCUGAGCAUCUGCCUGCAGUUAUUGACAACGUGAAGACCACAAUGAUGAGGCUGAUGGACCACAGCAUUGAGAUGCUGAAAUACAUCAACACCAAGUAUGAGAUCAGUGCCAAGUUUCAGAACAAAGUGUCAGAACUGAAGAAGGUAAUUGACAACUUUGACUUCAACCUCUUUGUCCAAGACAUAAAAAAGUUUAUCAGCUCAAUGGAAAACUUCAUGACCAACCUGACUUCCAAGUUCCCAACUGACAAAGUCAUUAAUAUGCUGAAAUCAAUCAAGGUCACUAUCAAGGCUUGGAUCCAGAAGCAUAACAUUCCUAACAACUUCAAUGUAAUUUAUACAAAAAUAGAGGAGAUUCUAUCCAGCUAUGAGGUUGAGAAGAUGAUUGGAGCCAUCAUGGAUGAGGUUGUUAAAAUGAUGAAGCAGUAUCAGGUGAGGGAAAAGAUUCACUCUGCAAUCGCUGCUCUCAAGUCAAUUGACAUCCAGCCAUUGCUCAAAAGAGUUAUGGUACCUGUUCAGGAGCUUGUGAAUGAACUGUAUUCCUUUGACUUGAAACAGCUGAUUGACGACAUGAGUGAGUAUUUCAUGAGAAUGGUCCAGAAAAUCAAAUAUUUUGAUUAUGACACAUUCACUGUGGAGUUGAAAGAGAAAGUGGCAGAUAUGAGCAAGAUUCCCUGUUUUGGAAAAGUCUAUGGAGAGUUCAGAGUUACAUCGCCUUAUUACAAUCUCAGGACCACUGCUGACCUGGAGAACACCACAACUACAUCAAUCACACCAGAGUUCAAAAUGAACUUUAACUCACAGACUACAUCUACUUUGAAAGUCCUUGACUUCACUGUGGAUGCUAGUGCUCAUUUUGCUGCACCCAAGAUGAGUCGCCUGUCCAUCUCUGAGAACAUCAAAGUUGACCAGUCAAGUUUUACACUUGACCACAAGGGAACAAUGACUCUCUAUGGCCUGUCAGCUCAAGCUUCUGCUGAAACUACUGCAAAUGCCAAAACUGAGCUUUAUGUUGCAGAGCUUGUCAAUAAUGCAUUCUUUGCCAUGGAAAAUGGUAUUUCAGUCACUGUGGAGACUGGUUACAAACAUGACCUCAACAUGCCACCCCUCAACAUCUUCAGUGAAACAUCAAUAAAUCAAAAGACCAUUUUGCUUCUUGAGGCUGGCACUGCCCGUCUGACCGUUAACAAUGUGGCCAAUGGAAAAUAUACAGUUCAGGACUUCUCAGAUGAGUCAACCCACAAGAGUGACAUGGAGGUGGUCAUGGAUCUCUACACAGCCAGAUUGAAUUUCACUGGAGCAACAGGCAGCAGCAACUUCAAAAUGAAUCAAAAUGUGGUUGCCGAUAUAUGCAUUUUACGGCACAUAAUUAUUGAUGCCAAGGUUGAGACAGAAACGCCUGUCAUGAAGGGCAGCGUUGCAGAGGUCAAGCUCCAGGCUAAGGUUGAAGACAUGAAAAUUGAUUUCACUGCCUCUCACAAUGCAAAGCUAGCUGGACAGGUUGAGGGAACUCUCUCAAACUCUGCACUUGCUUUGGUCACACCUAGUGAGUUUAUGUUUGACACCAAGAACAAGGGAAAUGCGAAGGUUGCCCUUCCAUUCAAUCUGUCUGGAAAGAUUGAUCUCCAGAAUGACAUCUCUUUUACUCUAAACUCUGACGUACAGCAAGUUAGCUGGACAAGUCUGGCUAGAUUCAAUCAGUACAAAUACUCCCAUUACUUCACAAUGGAUAAUGGUGACAGAGAAAUUAACAUAUAUACCCAGAUUAAUGGAGAAGCAAAUCUGGAUGUACUGAAGGAGCCUAUCACCAUUCCUGAAAUGACUGUGCCAUUUAUUGGUAUGAAGACACCAAGAGUGGAAGACUACUCGCUGUGGGAAGACACUGGCCUGAGCUACCUCCUGACCACAACUCAGCAGACAUUUGACAUGAACUCCAAGCUGAAGUACAUGAAGAACCCUGAGAUGAUCACCAUUGACAUUAAUGUGGAUCCAAUCAUCAAUGUCAUUAAUAACAAUAUCAAGACUCUGCACAAGAAAGUGCUCAUUGGAAAAGAUAAGGCUGUUGUCAUGCUGGCUACAUCUUAUGACAACGCAAAGGCAGAAUAUGAAAAAUAUAGCAUCGAGUUGCCCAAAACCAUUACAGUCCCUGCCUACAAGGUUCCAGUGAUGAAUGUCGAGGUGUCCACAUUCACCAUUCCCCUGCCAGACUUUAGUCUCAUCACAAUACCUGCUCUGCAUGUUCCAUCUGCCCUUAGCAAGCUGACUCUUCCAAAAAUCACUCUGCCCAAAAUUCAGAGUAUCAAGAUCCCCGUAAUGGGUGAUCUGACCUAUGAGUUCUCCAUGAAAACAGCAAUGAUCACGCUCAAAACUGAUGCCAGCAUCCUUAACCAGGACAGCAUCAUCAUCAAACUUGAUGCUUCCUCAUCCUCUGAAUAUGAGUUUCUGACUGGAAAGAUUGAGGGCAACACCAACGUGAACACAGUCGGCAGAUUUAAAAUGGCCUCUGUCCUGUCUGUAAAACAUUCAAUGCUAGAGGGAAACCAUGACAGCACCAUCAUCGUAAGUUAUGAAAAUGUGGAUACCUCCAUCACCAAUUCAGCAAAGGUCAAUCUACCUGACCUGACUAUGGAAAUCUACCAGGAGAUUACUGGAAAUCCAGAGGAAGGCCUUGUUGUCUCUAUGUCUACUCCAUCUGCAGGACUCAUUGCACUUCAGAUGCAGACUAAGCGUCCAGCACAAGUGAAAGCAAGACUCUAUGGUCGCUACCCGUCUGAGCCAACAACAGACAUUGAUAUCUUGGGUCUGAAGAUGUCUGUGAUGAACUCUGAGAAGCUGAACCUUCAGACAACCUGGAAUAUGGAGAUGCCAUAUGAGAUGAUGCUGAGACUGAAGAAACAGGUGCCUACAGUCAUGGAAAUGGUGUCUGAUCCUGCUGUCAGGAUAUAUAACACAAUCUACAGAUACAUUAGAAGCCUUGAGGGUUCUUUUGAACAGGCUAGAGAGCAGGGUAAAGUGAUGUUCAAGAGGGCUGUUGACAACCUUGCAGCAGUAAAUCCUUCUAGUUUUAUGACAACUGUCACAGAUAAGACAAUUUUGAUCCUCAAAGAGUACCAGAAUAAAGUUGAAAUUGUUCUUGAUGCUGUUGUUAAGUUCCUGAGAGAGACCAAGUUCCAGAUCCCUGGGUAUGAACAAAAGCUGUCUGGGCUUGAGGUCUACCAGAAAUGGAGUGCUUUUGUUGUUGAUGUAUCUGAGGAGGCUGUUCAAAAGAUUCCAGAGUACUUUGCCCCCAUGUUUACAGCAGUACUUGAUUAUUUCCAAGCCAUUGAAUUCACCCUUCCUGGCUCUAACCACAUUGUCAGUGGAAGAGAAAUUCUUGAUGACUUGUUUGUAGCGUUGAGGAAAAUUCAGGACCAAGUGACUGUCACUGUGAGGAAAUUGGGGGAUAUCCAGCUGGAAGAUAUCAUUAACAAAUUAUCUGCAUUUGUGCAGUUUACCACUGAACAAGGUGAGAAGUUUCUCCAAACCCUAAAAUCUCAGAAUGUAGAGAAGCUUGCCACCUUUGUGACUGAUGUAUACAAUGAUGCCAUCAACUCUCCUGUCCUGGCUGAUGUUGCCAAGCAGGUUGAAGAGGCCCGCAGAAUUAUUAUGGAAUAUCUAAACGCUGUGAGAGCUAAACUCCAGAAUAUUUUGGCUGACAUGUCCAGUGAACAGCUUCAAACUGACAUCCAGUCCUGGAUUGACUUAUCGGUAAAACGUGUGAAUGCUUUCCACAACAAUGUAAUUAAGACACUUAAGGAGAAAAGCAAAAGUGUUGAACCAUUUGUGAGAGUAGGUGACAGACAGAUGGAUGUUGACAUUCCUUUACCAUUUGUUGCCAAAUUCAACUAGCUGACCGUGGCUAACAGUGUUUGUAUUGAGUGUAUCUGUUGUGUAACCAUUUAACAGUAUCUAAUCUGUUCUACCAAAAAAUACAAAACUGAAUGCAAACAAAUGUUGUCUGUACCCAUGAUACUUGUCUCUCUACUCUGUUUUUCAAAUUAUUAAUUUUGUUUGUUAUGUCACAGUAGAAUCCCAGUUGUUUUGAUCCUACUGUGCAUACUUUGUGUCUUGUACUAUUUAAAAAAAAAACAAUAUGUGGCCUUCAAUAAAGACAGUUUGUACUGCA